AUGGCCCUGCAGCUGCUGCUCUGGCUCAGUGUUCUCUGGACAGUGCAUGAGGCCGCCCCUCUGGCCCCUGGCAGCUCCCUGCCCCAGAGUUUCCUACUCAAGUGCUCAGAACAAGUGCGCAAGAUCCAGGUGGACAGCGUGAUGCUGCAGGAGGUGAUGUGCACCACUUACAAGCUGUGCCACCCCGAGGACCUGGUGCUGCUGGGGCACUAUUUGGGCAUCCUGCAGGCUCCCCUGGGCAGCUGCUCCAGCCAGGCACUGCAGCUGACCAGUUGCCUGAGCCAACUCCACAGCGGCCUCGUCCUCUACCAGGGCCUCCUACAGGCCCUGGGCGGGAUUUCUCCACAAGCAGCCCCCACGGUGAGCAAGCUACAGCUGGAUGUUGCCGACUUUGCCACCACCAUCUGGCAUCAGAUGGAGGUCCUGGGGUUGGCUCCUGCCAAGCAGCCCACCCAGGGCACCAUGCCCACCUUCACCUCUGCCUUCCAGCGCCGGGUAGGGGGCGUCCUAGUUGCCUCCCACCUGCAGAACUUCCUGGAGCUGGCCUACCGUGUGCUGCGCUACCUGGCCCAAGCCUGA
This is a messenger RNA of Ochotona curzoniae (black-lipped pika), 579 nucleotides long. It is a transcript of the gene CSF3, whose product is annotated as colony stimulating factor 3. The record is from RefSeq and is a predicted model, not a curated record. Gene Ontology annotation, cellular component: extracellular region. The coding region runs from base 1 to 579 and encodes 192 amino acids. Lineage: Eukaryota; Metazoa; Chordata; Mammalia; Lagomorpha; Ochotonidae. Gene Ontology annotation, biological process: positive regulation of myeloid cell differentiation; immune response; positive regulation of cell population proliferation. The transcript is spliced from 5 exons. Gene Ontology annotation, molecular function: cytokine activity; growth factor activity.